This is a messenger RNA of Tricharina praecox, 1133 nucleotides long. RefSeq lists its product as uncharacterized. NCBI's taxonomy places the organism in Eukaryota, Fungi, Ascomycota, Pezizomycetes, Pezizales, Pyronemataceae. The coding region runs from base 400 to 894 and encodes 164 amino acids. The record is from RefSeq and is a predicted model, not a curated record. The transcript has 2 exons.
CACCACACCCUCUUCACCAUCGGUUAAUCGUCGCGAAGCAUCGUUGAAUAAACCCAUAAACCUAUGCCCCCCAAGCACCUUCUCCUGUUUUCUCUCGCCACCCUCCAACACAACAUGGCUCCCGAUCUGUCCUGCUAGAUGCUCUUUGCUACCUCUUCUCCCUACUAAUCUCCUACUGAAAAACAAUAAACCCACGACACCCUUUGGAAUACUCGUACACGAAAAAAUACAUCAACACACUCUUCGGUUUGCGCACUCGGAUCCCAUACCACUCGGCCAGACGAGCUUGGCUAUUCACUCCUCUCACUCGCCCUCAGCACAAUUACUCCUCUCCCCUCACUCGCCUCCACCCGUCCUCAAAACGACAACCAACAAACACCAACAAACAACCCACCCAGCAUGUCGGUGGAUAGCGGCAACUCGUCGCCCUACAGCGAGAUCGCUACCGAGCCUCUGCCCGAAAACGAGCAGUUGCAGAUCCACGACUACAUGAACCGACGGUCCAUCUUCCUUAGCGACUUUGAGCGCUACAAUCCGGUGCAGAACAUGCAGAUGCUCGCGCACCACGUGUUUGAGCUCUCGGAAGGCGUCGGGCGCAUGAAGAACGACCUGACCGAGUCGCGCCGGAUGGUGGGCUUCGUCUCCGACAACCAGCGCCAGCACGACACGUCCAUCAGGCACGUCGGCUCCGAUCUCAACGUCGUCCAUCACAAGGUCGAUACCGUCGGCAACGCCCUCGGUGAAACCCGGGCAGAGCUCAAGAACGAUAUAGGCGGCCUGCGUGAAGACAUCAACAGCCUCAGGUCCGAGAUGCACAGCAUCCGUCAAGAAACUCAGCAGGGCAUCAUGGACCUGAAGCAGUUGCUCAUGAGUUUGGCUCCUUUGAGGGCAUAGGUCAGUGGCUGUCACAUCGUGCGGAAACAAUCAUCGUUCGUGAAGUUGAUCACAUAUCUUCGUUCGCAGCAUUGGAUCGGCGUUAUUUUUAUUUUUUGCAGCAUUUGACACGGUUCCCCUUUCUUUCGGUGUUUUUGGAUUUCGGGGAAUUCGAUUCGGCAACGCAAUCAUCCGCUAUUAUGCACACUUACUCUGAUGGGGAUUUUACACUAUACCAUCAUCACCAUCAUCAUCACCAU